AUGGCUAAUGUUUCGUCAACCAAAGAAAUUCCUUCGAAGAUGGCUUCGAAUGGAAACUCGAGCAAUGUAAGUGAAGUUGCUGGCCAGGCUCGGGGGCUAGGCCAGGAGCAGCUUCGCAUUCUGGAUGUCAUCGACAGUCUGCGGUCCGCCACGCCCGAGGAUGUGAAGCUGCCACAGCUUGUCGUGGUCGGAGAUCAGUCGGCCGGCAAGAGCUCCGUCCUUGAUGCCAUUUCCGGCAUCCCAAUCCCUAAAGAUCCUGACGGCUGUACAAGAUUUGCAACCGAGUAUCGUUUACGCCGUGGCACUGACAACAUCUCCGUCGGCAUUAUUCCAAGCAAAAGCCGGAGUCCUGAGGAUAAAGAUAAAUUUUCUCAGCUCCGCUGGCCGAUAACAGACAAAGAUCAGCUCAGCGACUGUAUCAAGAAAUGCGAGGAUGCCAUCUUUGACGGCGAUAAGACUGGCUCGGGGAGAUUUGCCUCGCGCGAUAUCAUGACGAUAGAUAUCUGCGGACCGACAAUGCCAUUGCUUACGCUGAUUGAUCUUCCGGGUUUUAUCCAUGCAGCAAACAGCAAGCAGACUAAAGACGAUAUUGCGGCCAUCAACGAGAUUGCAGUGGAUUAUAUGAGCAGGCCGCGGACUGUGAUACUGGCUGUUGUUGCGGGAAGCACUCAUUAUGCUACCCAAGUGGUCUUGGAUAAAGUUUCCGAGUGCGACAAAGGAGGUGUCCGGACGCUCGGUAUCGUCACGAAGCCCGAUUUAUUGUCGAAUGACGUUGUACUUGAGGACAAGUUCUUGAAGCUAGUGAAAAAUGAGGAUAUCAAGCUCAAACUAGGCUGGCAUGUCCUGCGAAACCGAACCCCACAUGAGAUGGAGAUGAACAUGGAGACCGAUGUUCGUAACCAGAAAGAAGAAGAGUUCUUCACCCAAGGCAAAUGGAAAACGCUGCGAGCUGACGCACGUGGUGUUGAGUCCCUGGUCGCCAAAUUGAGUGACUUACUCUUUGAACACAUCAAAGGCUACUUGCCUCAACUAUUGAAAGAGAUACAAGAGGGACUUGCGCGCUCUGAGGAAGAGCUUGACGCCCUGGGACAUCGUGUCGACACUGUACCGGAAAUGAAAUCAGAGGUAUCGAAGCUCUUCUCUCGCUCUCAAAGCCUCAUAAAGUCUGGCAUCAAUGGUCAUUACCUUGACCAACGUGGCUUUUUUCACAUAGGAGACAAUGAGAGUUUCACACAGAUAUCGCCUCAAAAUCUCCGUGCGCGCAUCAGGCGGGAGAACAUCGAGUUUGAGAAAGAGAUGAGAACUCGUGGCUGCCAGGUGCGCCUUGUCGGUAAGGGUGUGCCAGAUAGGGAGUACGACAAUCCCGAGGAUGCCGACUCAGAGGACUCGCCUUUACGUGUGAAGAUGGAGGAUUACGAGACAAAAACUGUGCAGAGAUAUCUCUAUGCAUAUGUGGGACAGCAAUUACCUGGUGACUACGACCCAUCGAUUGUCUUUCUGUUGUUUACCAAUUACUCGGCCAAGUGGGACAAGAUCGCUCAUAACCACCAGGACAAGGUGCAGGGCAUCGUCACUCAGUUCCUACAGCAGGUUGUGAAUCAUGUCUGGCCGCAACGCAUGCGAGCGCACCUAUGGUCGGCGCUUCUGAACAAAAAGGUUGAAGCGCUCCAAACUCGAGCCAAGGAAGAACUCGAGAGGCUCUUAUUGGACCGUCGGAGGUGCCACCCGAUCUACGGUCCCGAGUAUUUUAGGCGGCUAAAGGAGUUGCAAGAUCGUUCCGCAUCCGAAAAAGUAUCGCCAGCUGGAGAGAUUGUACAAAGGAUGUUGGUGUAUUACGAGCUUGCCUCCAAUAUCUUUAUAUCCAACGUCAUAGUGCAGGUGGCUGAGCGACAUCUCAUUGACGGACUACGUACUGUCUUUGACAUAUCAGAGUUGAUCCAGAUGGACGACCAGACAUUGACCAGCCUAGCUGCAGAAGACGAGCACAACAAAACCAAACGAGAAGAUCUAGAACGGAAAGUUACAGGGCUGAAGAAGGCUCGCGAUGACUGCCUAGCAAUCACUAGGGCGAAUAUCCAGAAACCAAAAACAGUAUGA
Trichoderma gamsii is the source of this 2097-nucleotide messenger RNA. Its product is annotated as dynamin family protein. NCBI's taxonomy places the organism in Eukaryota, Fungi, Ascomycota, Sordariomycetes, Hypocreales, Hypocreaceae. The record is from RefSeq and is a predicted model, not a curated record. Bases 1 to 2097 code for a protein of 698 amino acids. Gene Ontology annotation, molecular function: GTP binding; microtubule binding; GTPase activity. Gene Ontology annotation, cellular component: microtubule; membrane; cytoplasm. The transcript is spliced from 2 exons.